Molecule: messenger RNA, 735 nt
Organism: Callithrix jacchus (white-tufted-ear marmoset)
Lineage: Eukaryota; Metazoa; Chordata; Mammalia; Primates; Cebidae
Gene: SOD1
Product: superoxide dismutase 1
Biological process (GO): superoxide metabolic process
Molecular function (GO): copper ion binding
Source: RefSeq, a predicted model, not a curated record
GAGCGCGCGCAGGGCGAUUGGCUCCGGGCCAGAGUGGGUGGUGCACGUAGGUCCGGCCUAUAAAGUGCCCGCGGCGCUCUCGCUUGGGUUUGCGCCGUUCUCUUCUGCAGCGUCUGUGGUUUCUCUGGCAGUCGUUGGAACCCGGAUCCAGGCGUGGCCUCGCGAGUGAUGGCGAUGAAGGCGGUGUGCGUGUUGAAGGGCGACGGCCCGGUGCAGGGCACCAUCAAUUUCGAGCAGAAGGAAAGUAAUGGACCAGUUAAGGUGUGGGGAAGCAUUACAGGAUUGGCUGAAGGCCUGCAUGGAUUCCAUGUUCAUCAGUUUGGAGACAACACACAAGGCUGUACCAGUGCAGGUCCUCACUUUAAUCCUCUAUCCAGAAAACAUGGUGGGCCAGAGGAUGAAGAGAGGCAUGUUGGAGACCUGGGCAAUGUGACUGCUGGUAAAGAUGGUGUGGCCAGUGUGUCAAUUGAAGAUUCUGUGAUCUCACUCUCAGGAGUCCAUUCCAUCAUUGGCCGCACGUUGGUGGUCCAUGAAAAAGCAGAUGACUUGGGCAAAGGUGGAAAUGAAGAAAGUACAAAGACAGGAAACGCUGGAAGUCGUUUGGCUUGUGGUGUCAUUGGGAUCGCCCAGUAAACAUUGCCCUGGAUGUAGUCUGAGUCCCAUUAACUCAUCUGUUAUCCUGGCUAGCUGUAGAAAUGUAACUUGACAUUAAACACUGUAAUCUUAAAAGCGUCA